Molecule: messenger RNA, 3455 nt
Organism: Cheilinus undulatus (humphead wrasse)
Lineage: Eukaryota; Metazoa; Chordata; Actinopteri; Labriformes; Labridae
Product: PRELI domain-containing protein 1, mitochondrial-like
Exons: 6
Coding region: 276-908 (210 amino acids)
Biological process (GO): phospholipid transport
Cellular component (GO): mitochondrial intermembrane space
Molecular function (GO): phosphatidic acid transfer activity
Source: RefSeq, a predicted model, not a curated record
GUAGAAGAAGAAGAUAGUCGCUUUGCUGAAGCCCCCCCGUUCACUCCCUGAGUCGGUCACAUGCAGCAUAAUGUUUUUAAUUAACCUCCGUUAAGUCAUUUGAGGAGACGUUUCUCUGUUGCUGUUGUUUUGCCCAGUUUUCUGUUACUGGUGACUUCAGGACUGUUCCAGACUUUGGAUGGAGUCAGUAUUCAAGUUUUUACUGACUUGUGUCAUCACAGUAAGGAACCCCAGGAUCCAGGAUUUAUGCCAUCCUGUAGACAAGCCAGAGGAGAAUGGUCAAGUAUUUCUGUAAUAACACAGACAUCAGGAGUACGUGGGACCAUGUUGUCUCUGCUUUUUGGCAGAGGUACCCAAACCCAUUCAGCACCCAUGUUCUCACAGAGGACGUUGUGUACCGUGAGGUGACUGCGGACCACCGGCUCCUCUCCAGACGCCUCCUGAUGAAGACCAAUCGGCUGCCUCGCUGGGCGGAGCAUAUCUUCCCCUCAGGCAUGUCUCGGUCUGUUUACAUCGUCGAGGACUCCAUCGUGGACCCCGUCAACAGGAGCCUGACUACCUACACCUGGAACCUCAACCACACAACUCUCAUGUCUGUUGAAGAGCGUUGUGUUUUCCAAGACUCAGCUGAGCAGCCAGCCUCCACCCAGCUGAAACGGGAAGCGUGGAUAUCUUCAAGUGUUUAUGGCUUCUCCAGACCCAUUCAGGAGUUUGGAUUGGCUCGCUUCAAGAGUAAUCAGGUGAAGGCCAUGAAAGGUCUGGAAUACGCACUCUCUAACUUACAGGGAGAGGCGCCCCAGCGCCCACUCAGGGACUCAGUGAAGGACGCGUCAGAGAAGGCCAAGGAAGCAGCAAAGAGCCUGGCUUCAGCUGCUGCAGCGCCACAGAAACCACAGCAGUACGUCUGACAAGAUAAACUCCCCACAAUGCCUUUCUCAUCGUCCUGAUCUCCUGGACUGGACUGAAGUUUUUCUGGGAUCACGCUGGUUUGCUGUUUAUUCUCUUUUCAGCUUCACUGUGUGGUUUUUCUUCUUUUUUUCUGAUUGGCUCUCUUCUCUUUGGGAAGUAUUUUUCUUCUCUUUUCUCAGAUUUCUGUCUUCUCUUUCAGCUCUCAUUAUAUCUCAGGUCCUUAGUUCACAUAUGAAUUAUAAUGCCUUGAGAAAGUUUCAGAUUAUGACCUGCAGCACCCUUUACUGCUGAACGCUGUCAGAUGAUAGAACUUACUUUUGUGUCUUGCCAUAGAUAUUUAACUUUACUCUAUUUUCUUAAGGCAAGCUUAUUUUAAUGCAAAAUAUGAAUCAGCCAUUGUGGUAUGAAGUAAAUAUAUGAUUAUGCUUUAUAUGUUGAUCAAGACUAAAGGUCACAUCAGAUGCACUUCAGGUCACAUUAUGCAUUUUUCAGCUCCUACAGUACAACAGACAGUCUGAUGUUUACUCUCAUCUGGCCUCUUGUUUCUCCUCUCAUUAUUCACUUUGUCAAAGUCCUGUGUAAGUGUUUUUCCUCUGGCAUGUCCUUACUUAGCAAGUAUAACAGUUUUACCCCAUUAACAUAAUGCAUUAGUGUGAUUUAUGUUGUGAUUUGGGCAUUCAGAUACCAAGUGGUGAUCCUUAAAGCUUUGUGUGGACACACCUUAAUUCAUACUGAAAACAGUCUGAUAUCUGAUACACUGCAUAGACAAAAGUAUUCAGCUGUACUUGUUAAGUAUUUAAUUCAUUUGUUUCAAUCAGACCUGUUGCCACAGGUGAAUUAAAUCAAGCCCCUAGCCACGCAGUCUCCAUUUACAAACAUCCGUGAGAGAGCUCUGUGACUUCAAGCGUGGUGCUGUGAUGGAUGCCAACUUUGCAAUAAGACUGUCUUUAAAAUUUCAUCCCAGCUGGAUAUUCUACAGUCAACUGUGAGCGAUAUUAUCAGAAAGUGGAUGCGUUCAGGAACAACAGAAACUCAGCCAUGAAGUGGAAGAUCACGUUAAAUCACAGUGCAUGGUGCGUAAAAGUCUCCAACACUGCUGAUUGCAUAGCUGAAGGGUUCUGAACUUUCUCUGGCAUUAAUGUUAGCACCAAAGCUGUGCAGCAGGAGCUGCAUGGAAUGAAUUUCCAUGGCUGAGCAGCUGCAUGCAAGCCUCACAUCACCAAGUCCAAGCAUUGGAUGGAGUGGUGCAAAGCACACUGACACUGGACUGUGAAGCAGUGGAAACGUGUUCUGUGGAGUGACAAAUCCCAUGUAUAUAACGUGUUAAUGAUAAUAUGAGGGAGAAAAGCUGUUAAAGAGGCACUGCUAGCCUCUUAGCUUGUGGCUUAUUUACCCCAUUCAUCACACGGCAAUAACAUGCCAAGGUUAGAGACCCACAGAAAUGAUGAAUGGGCUGUUGUUGGCAGGAAGUGAGUCCCGGUAUCAGGUCGUCACUGAAAGUGUAUUGUGAAUAACUAGUGUGGACCUGCAUGCCAAAGUGUAGUCACUUGGUAUCUGAAUACCCAAAAUGGAUCAUUUAUCCCUGAUAAUGCAUUGUCUGAACAAUCUCUGAGCUCUUCAGAGCUUUAUUGAAAGCCUUGCCUUGAUACAUUUUGCACUUACUGCAUGAAACCAUAUCUACUCAGCACAAAUUGAGGAGUACAAAAAAAGAGGCAUUUUGGAGACUGGGUUUGGAACAAAAGGGGGGUUAUUCUAUCUCUUAGCGAGUGUACCAUCAGAAUCAUGUUGAAGCUGGAUUUCUUUUAGACAACACAGUUGUAAAAUGUGACUUUAAGCAAUGAAGGAAAUGGCUUUUAAUUAAAUGCUAUAAUGUUCACGCAUGGAUAUUUAAACUGUGAGCUGUAUUGUAAAAUUACUUUCCUCAUGAUAUCUCUCUUUUGGCAUGGAGACUGAACUGAAUUCUGCUGUCUGUGUCGAUAUACAAUCUGCUCUGUAAUAAUGCGCACAAAAAAAGAAAAUGUAGCAUAAAUGCUACUCGUUAAAGACUGCCAGACAGACCUAUAUAAAUAUAAAAAACCAAAAGGACUUACACUGCAGUAAGUAAAAUCCAGUCUAGUUUUCACAGCAGUUCUCUGACUGUGCUGAGCCUUUAUACUGAUGUUGGUCUGCGUUAGAGAAAAUUGUCUAGGUGCAUUGUUUUAAUCUGCCUGCUGAUAUGAAGCCGAAGCUGUGAUAAAAAUGAUUAUUGUUAACAUUUCAGUGAUUCCAUUCCUUUUGAAGAUUUAUAUGUAUGUUUUUUUCUGAAUGACUUGAAUUAUGGUUCUAGUUUAUUUUAUAUGAUGCAUUAUAAAGAAUUAUUUACUGUUAGGCAUUUGUAAUACUAUGUAUUUAGAUUAUUUUAAACAGGAAGUAGUAGCAUGUUGAGAAAAUAUGGAAAAAAAAUCAAUCACUUUUGAUUGGUUGAACAUAUUUGUUUCAAUUUAAAGUAUUUUAAACUCAAUAUUUUUAUUUUGCUUGUGUAUCAAUUUUAUUGAGCUUUAAUAAAA